Messenger RNA from Aedes aegypti (yellow fever mosquito), 1404 nucleotides. RefSeq lists its product as uncharacterized. Bases 945 to 1385 code for a protein of 146 amino acids. Lineage: Eukaryota; Metazoa; Arthropoda; Insecta; Diptera; Culicidae. The record is from RefSeq and is a predicted model, not a curated record. The transcript has 2 exons.
AUGUGAAAAAAAGCAAAAAAAAAAAUGCAGGUGUUCCACUUCGACUCGUUUGCCACCCAUCAGCAGCAGCAGUGCUGAAAAGUAUCUCGGAAUCGCAAUAAUCGCGCUCAGAAGUUGAAAAAUAAGUGGACACCGUCUUCCGAAAACGGUCCGCUUCUACCAAGUGCCGUGAACAAUAUCGCCGUAACGCGUGUGGUGUUAAUUAACAGACAGUGUAAGUUUCGCUGGCAGGCCGCAGGAGAAUCCCGCGCUGCUAAUUGAACCGAUUCCGAAUUAGGUGAAGCCAGCAGGAAAGUGAAGUGAAAACGUAGUAAGAAAAGAUGACGCGUUAGAAAAUCCCGGAUCGCACUCUUUCCCUCUCUGUGGUGUGGCGAGGAUAUUAUUUUGCGGUUCCUUGCUGCCCAGCAGCAGUGCCGACCAGUGACCAGAUUUGCAUGUGUAUAAUAAACUCGUAUAUCUGUGUACCAGUGAUAUAACUACCUAUGUGCUAUCAUUCAUGGGAAAUGUACACCGCUUUGCGAGUCAAUAAAGAUUGAUUAAAGCCACUGUAUGUACUCUCGAUAGAAGUUCAUGAAAAGGUUCUCCGGUGGAAGAAAUACGAAAUACAAAGUGCAGAAGAAUGAAUUGAAAAGUGUGUGGUGCAGAAGAAGAUCGCAAAAAUUAAAACCAAGUUGUGGCGUAAGAAUGACGAGAAGAAGCGCUGUAAACGCUCGAAAAGAUAAUGGAAUUUUUUGUGAGUCUGUACGUAAACUUAGAGACGAAGCAAACGAGAAGAAACGGUCACAGCAUCAGUAAUUGGGAUUAUUUUCGGUGGCCUUGAAAAGGAACGAGUUUUAAACAAAAAAAAGUUCAUUAGCAAGUGCUUCUUAAAGAGACGCACGCAACGUGCUUAGAAGCGGGAGUGAUUGAUAGUGCUGAAAAGUGUCUUCGGAAUACGCUUCUAGAUGACGACGUCAUCGAACAUUGACGCGCACUUUUCGCCGGCUGGCGGUGGAAGUGGCGGUGGUGGUAAUGGGUCAGGCCAAAUGCCCCAAUACCCUUACCAACAACAGCAGCAGAAUCACCUGCCCUCGCAACACCACAAUCACGCCCACCACAGCCAGCAUCUACAACAUACGGCCCAGCAGCCGUUCCCGGUUGCGUUGCCGCCCGGCGCCUUGGUAACGCCCGGCAAUACAAAACUAGUGACGACGCCGAUGCCGAUAUCGGCCACUGGGCGUACCAUUUCGCGCCAGAAGCCUACGGUGGGUCGGGAAGCCGAGGAGAAGGCGACCACCUUGCCGUCCAGGGUUUCACAACUCUAUUACAAGCAUGGGUUGUUCCUGUCCAGCUAUCCGACCUGUGCGACUAGCGUUGCUAUUGCCGUCAUCAUAUUCUGUUGGUAAGUUUUAUUAGAGAUUUAAC